AUGGCUGUGGCAGGGCUGGAGGUAGAUUCCCGCCUUCCGAAGGAGCUUGGGGGAUCUCAUGCCUGUACACCCACUGCUUUCUUCUUCUGCCCCGGUUUCCUGGAAAGUGCGGCAGAGGCGCUGUGGCCGGAAGUCCUGCGGUCACGGCCCCCCAGGCCGCAAGCCCCGCCUGGAUGGGCCCCUCAGCCUCUUCCCGACUGCGGCACUGCUCCGGCGCAGCUGGAGGCUUCUCUGCCCUGCGGCCACCUCGAGUACAGGAACCCUGGCAACCAGUGCUGUGGCAGCUGCCUGCAGCGUUUCGGGCCGCCCCCUGCUCCAGAGCUGCUGAGUCUGGCACUGCAGCCCCUUCUCCUGGAUGAGCUGGAGGUGCUGAUUGUACUUCUGGACCCUGAGCCUGGGCCAGCUGCGGGUACUGCCUGUGGCACCACUUGACACCUGGCUCCUUUGUCCACCUUCGCCUACUCACUAUGACCCAUUCACUCACCUCUGCAGGCCCUGAUCAAGAUGGUAGUGGCAAGGGAGUCCUCUGCCUUUCUGGGCCAGCUUCGCACACAGCUGGCCCUGCGAGGGUGGGCUGAUACACUGCAGGUGCUACUCAAGCUUGGCUGGUCUGCGGCUUGCUUGCCUGGUACUAAGAAAGCUUCCCUUGAAGUAAAUUCCUGCUCUCUCUGGGCCUCAUUUAUGGGACCUCUUGAAAUAUAGUCUGAAUUGGGCCAAGACCCAACAUUCCCUUCAUUCUCCUCCCACAAGAGAAGGGCCUCUUCUACCACACACAGAAGACCAGAUGUGGGAGAGCUGACCUUAGGUGCCUCUGGGCAAACAGGGACCCUCUGAGAAGCGGCCUUGCUACCCCCAGGACAGCUCACCCACAGGGACCCAGCUGCAUUCUAAUCUGGAAUAUGUAGAACAUGUGUCACUCUGAAGUCCAACAAUGGCUGCACCUACCUACGGAUGCUGACAGGCUUCCUUGGCAUGGGAAAACGGGAGCUCUUACCUGUCCCAGCACGACACAAAUGGCAAGACCACCUCUCCAAACAUUGACAGACUUUAUUGUGGGGAGGUUCCCACCUGGGAUCCCACCCUCUUAAAUAAAAAAGUGCAUAGAAAAGAA
Manis pentadactyla (Chinese pangolin) is the source of this 1111-nucleotide messenger RNA. RefSeq names its product IGF like family receptor 1 (gene IGFLR1). NCBI's taxonomy places the organism in Eukaryota, Metazoa, Chordata, Mammalia, Pholidota, Manidae. The record is from RefSeq and is a predicted model, not a curated record.